Messenger RNA from Leishmania braziliensis MHOM/BR/75/M2904, 1461 nucleotides. RefSeq lists its product as hypothetical. The record is from RefSeq and is a predicted model, not a curated record. Bases 1 to 1461 code for a protein of 486 amino acids. Gene Ontology annotation, cellular component: cytoplasm; Rab-protein geranylgeranyltransferase complex. Gene Ontology annotation, biological process: protein geranylgeranylation. The transcript has a single exon. NCBI's taxonomy places the organism in Eukaryota, Euglenozoa, Kinetoplastea, Trypanosomatida, Trypanosomatidae. Gene Ontology annotation, molecular function: Rab geranylgeranyltransferase activity.
AUGCACGAUCAAAAAAAAAAGAAGGAGGUGCUGACGCCUGAGGCGAAGGAGGCUGCGGCGCAGGAAAACGCGCGUGUUGGUGCUCUGUACUUAUCCAUCUUGGCGUCCAACAAGGCUCGCGUGUACAACACAAAAACACUCGAGAAUACCGAGGCGCUGCUGCUGGCCGUGCCGGAGGCCUACACGGUGUAUAACUGUCGCCGCUUGGCCCUCGAAGCCGUAGCACCAAUGCUUCCCUGUGCUGGCUCAUCUGUGUCGGCCACAGGGAUGAGCAGUGCUGCAGUGGAGCCUGCUCCGGUUCCUCGCCGUGAGGAGUGGCUUGUGCAGGAGCUGAAGCUCAACGCAAAGGUGCUGUUGCUGAACUACAAAAAUUACAGCGCUUUCCUACACCGGCACUGGAUCUUUGACCAGCUAGUGGCCUUGGCCGGGCUGGAGAUGCAGCAUGCGACUGAACAUGCUGUGAGUACAGCGCUGGACGGCACUGCGCCUGGCACCUAUAAUCUGCUCUGCGGCCUCCUUCGCAAGGAGCGUGCGCAGUGCGAGAAGCUGCUGGAGUUGGACGAGCGCAACUUUCAUGCCUGGAACUAUCGUCGCUGGGUCCUGGCGCAGGAGCUCCGCGCGAUGCAGCUUGCAGCGACCCACCGCCCAGCUUCUUUGCCGCUCGCCUCAGAAGGGGCAACCCAGCCUUCUGGGUCCGCUACGCCGCCGCUGACAUUCUUCUCUCCGGAAGAAGCUGCAGAGCUCACCUACACGACGCACAAGAUUAAGAGCAACUUUUCUAACUACAGUGCGUGGCAUCAGCGCUCGCUGGCCAUCCAAUCCGCGGUGACGAGAUGGCAAUCUCAGCAAGUGCAGGAGGGCGUCCCUAGUGCUGCGGCGGACGCGCAACAACACCAGCAGGCGUGGCAGGCAGCCCUUUUGACGCAGUUGAAGGAUGACAUCGAUUUUUUGAAGCAGGCGGUGUACUGCGACCCGAACGACCAGGCGGCGUGGUUCUACGCACCGUUUGUAUUUCAACUGUUGCGCAGGCAGUACCACUGCGAGGACGAGAAGGCGGAGGCGCUAGAAAACUCCUUCAUGGAUGCCGUGAUUGAUCUCGUUGCCGAGGUGAAUCGAGCGGGUAUGGACGACGAAUGCUACUUGCCGUACUACUUCCUCCUUGAUCAGCUUGUGGUACUGCAAGCUGCAUCUCAGGAGCUAGCGAGGUCGACAACGGCUGCGUCCGCGGCCCCUGACACGCGCAGCAGCGCAUCUCUGGAGCGGCACAUCACACGGCUCUGUGAGAAGGUCCCAUCGAUUUUGGCGUCAGCGAAUGGCGAGGCGGAAGGCAACAGAGACGAGGCGAACGCACGGCGGUGCUGCUUUCGAUACCUGCACACACGCUUGCGGAAGGCGGACACACUACGCCGAUGUCUCUACGACGACCUGUUUCAGCGCGCUCUACAGGGAUGUCACUCAUGA